AUGGCGCGACUCUGUGCAGCAAUCGUUUGUCUAUGGUCCAUCCCAGCAACCACUGCGCUAAGCAGCUCGUACACCUUCUCCGACUCCCUCAUCUCCCAGCAAGCCUUGGACGGCGAGAACUUCCUCAAAUAUGACGGCGUCCGUGGUCCCUACGUGGACCGCAUAUCAUACGGAAUCAGUCGGGAUCCUCCAGCACAAUGCUCUGUUGACCAAGUUAUCAUGGUCAAACGACAUGGUGAACGAUAUCCCACAUCAGGCGAAGGGACUUCCAUUGAACAGGCCCUGAAGAAAGUCAACGACUCCAUCGCAGGUAACUACAGUGGCGGCGAUCUAGCAUUCCUGAAUAACUGGACCUACUUCGUCCCAUCCGACUGCUACGAGGCCGAGACCUCGACAGGGCCCUAUGCAGGACUAACAGACGCAUACAACCAUGGCAAGGCGUACCGCCAACGCUAUGGACAUCUCUAUAACGAGUCGAUUAUUCUCCCGUUAUUCACCGCCGACUUCCAACGAAUUAUCAGCACAGCGCAGAACUUCGGACAAGGAUUUCUCGGGAAUGAUAGCUACGCCACCAAGGCAGCGCUCAAUAUCAUCUCUGAAUCUGACAGCCAGGGCGCAGAUAGUUUGACACCAACAUGUCAUGUACAGGACGAUGAUGCACAAAGCAUCUGCGGCGACAUGCCGUACUAUCUGCCUCAGUUCGAUGUCACUGCGGACAGGCUGAACGCUCAGUAUCAGGGUCUCAACCUGAACUGGACAGACGUAUACUCACUCAUACUAAUGACCGCCUACGAGCUCAACACCCGCUCCUCAUCACCCUGGAUCGACGUCUUCACUACAGACGAAUGGAUCAGUUUUGCCCAUCUCUGGAACGUCAACUUCUACUACUGUGCAGGUACCAAUAAGACUGACAUCAACAGCCCCGGCAACAAAUACACCCGCGCCCUCGGCGCCCUCUACCUAAACGCAACCCUCACUCUCCUCCAACAAGGCCCCUCCUCAUCCGGGCCUCUCUUCUUCAACUUUGCCCACGACAGCAACAUAACCCCCAUAAUAACCGCCCUCGGCAUCGCCACGCCCACCACGCCCCUCAACAAAACCCGCAUUCCCUUCCCCCCAUCCGCCUGGUCCGUCCAAGACAUAGUCCCGAUGGGCGGGCGUCUCACCAUCGAGCGCAUGAACUGUACUGAUUCUGCUCUCGCGCCGGGCGGGAUCUUCGUCCGACUGGUCCUGAACGAGGCGGUUGUGCCGUUGGAGGACUGUCAGAGUGGACCGGGGUAUUCGUGUCCGUUGGACGAGUAUGCGGAUUUUGUGGGAAGCUUGCCGAGUUAUGUGAGUGAGUGUGAGGUUCCUGAGGAUGAUAAGCAGGAUUUGGAGUUCUGGUGGGCGUGGAAUACUUCGACGGCGGAGAAUUUUAGGAUGGGGGGGAGGUGUGGGGGGUUGGCUUAACCACUCUCAGUUCAUGUAAUGAUCACAUUUGAGGAAAGGGGUACAUGAUGGUUAUGAGAUGUUGAGAUGACAUGUGUAGAGUGUUAUAUAGUAGUCUACUAUUGGUGUUGUUUUGGUGGGUGAGUG
Molecule: messenger RNA, 1575 nt
Organism: Aspergillus costaricaensis CBS 115574
Lineage: Eukaryota; Fungi; Ascomycota; Eurotiomycetes; Eurotiales; Aspergillaceae
Product: histidine phosphatase family protein
Exons: 4
Coding region: 1-1449 (482 amino acids)
Cellular component (GO): fungal-type cell wall
Molecular function (GO): acid phosphatase activity
Source: RefSeq, a predicted model, not a curated record